This is a messenger RNA of Morus notabilis, 1950 nucleotides long. Its product is annotated as protein root UVB sensitive 5. The coding region runs from base 1 to 1494 and encodes 497 amino acids. The transcript is spliced from 15 exons. NCBI's taxonomy places the organism in Eukaryota, Viridiplantae, Streptophyta, Magnoliopsida, Rosales, Moraceae. The record is from RefSeq and is a predicted model, not a curated record.
AUGGCUUCCUCUCUGCAACUCCCUACGUCUGCUUUUGAACUCUCCACAAGGAUUUGUCGUCGCAGAAGAACAAUUCGCCGCCCGCAAUCCAAUCUCCAAAACGGAGGAGAGAAUCGGCCUCAUCGUCGCAGUUUUCGGUUUAGGUGUGAUGAAGACGAGAAUGUGAUACUGGUGGAGAGAUACGGCAAUGGUACUGCUAAGAGGUUUGUUGUGGAUGAUGACUUGCAAUUACGAACUUUUCUUGAGGAACAUAGUCAUAGACCAAUAUCUAAAAACUCAGAAAGAUCAGAAUUCUCCAACACAUUUUUGGAUUGGAUUCCGGAUAUUAUCAGAGACUUUGUUUUACCUGCAGGGUUCCCAGGAUCCGUGUCAGAUGAUUAUUUGCAGUACAUGUUGUUACAGUUUCCUACCAAUGUUACUGCAUGGAUAUGUCACACAUUGGUCACGUCGAGUCUCUUAAAGGCUGUUGGUGUUGGCUUAUUCUCAGGAAGUACUGCGGCUGCUUCUGCUGCUGCCAUCAGAUGGGUAUCAAAGGAUGGCAUUGGAGCUGUUGGGCGCUUAUUCAUCGGUGGCCGAUUUGGAAAUCUCUUUGAUGAUGAUCCAAAACAAUGGCGUUUGUAUGCUGACUUUAUUGGAAGUGCCGGAAGCAUUUUUGAUCUUGCAACGCCACUAUAUCCUGCCUAUUUCCUGCCACUGGCAUCCAUUGGGAAUCUUGCAAAGGCUGUGGCAAGAGGGCUGAAAGAUCCUUCAUUUCGCGUGAUACAAAAUCAUUUUGCAAUCUCAGGAAAUCUGGGAGAGGUGGCUGCAAAGGAGGAAGUUUGGGAAGUAGCUGCUCAGCUGCUUGGCCUUGCUUUGGGCAUACUUAUACUGGAUACACCCAGCCUUGUACGGGCAUACCCUGUUCUAGCUCUUACAUGGUUUGGGAUGAGGCUUCUGCACCUUUGGCUACGUUAUCAAUCACUUUCAGUUCUACAGUUUAACAUAAUAAAUCUUAAGCGUGCCCGUAUACUAGUAAAAUCACAUGUAUUACAUUCUACGGUUCCAGGAUAUGUUGAUUGCAAUAAGGAAGAAAAUAUAUUAUUGUGGCAAAGAUUCAUGAAGCCACGAAUUGUUUUUGGCGUGCCUUUGGAAGAAUUUAUGGGUGCUGUUGCUGAGAGAUCUGUUUCCACGUUGAAGUCGCUUCUGAAACUAUAUGAGAAGGAGAAAUAUAUUCUUGUGGUGAACCAACAAGAAAGGGACUUUGAGGUCUUUGUUUCAUUCAAGGUCGGGGCGAGUAGUGUCUCGGUCUUGCGAAGUGUGUGGCAGACUUAUUGGCUACAUGAGAACUGGAACCGUCAAGAUAAUGCCUUGGACCAGAUAGCACGCAGCCUGUCAAAGAUGGAAGAUAGCUAUGAGGACUUCAUCCAACAGCUAAAUCAGACUGGAUGGGAUAUAAAUGAAAUCAAACUUAAAGUUCCUAAGGAAGUCUUAAUCUACCAAAUGGAUCCUGUUUGAUUGCUCGAAAGUCUUUCAAAAUGUCUUUGUGAUCGGUUUGGGACUGAGUUUUUACUCCGUGCCUUUUGAAAGGUGGUCCGAUAUGGCUGGAUCGAUACAGAUUGCAAAGAUACUAACCAUCGAAGUGCUGCUAUCAGUACGGAUUCCCAUGUGCCAGUGUUCAACAAUGUAGUAGCUGGGCUUGCAAGGUUAUUUGGGAUGAUAAUGAUCUGCUUACAAGGACUUGGGCAUUGCAUUCAUGAAGAGUUGGUUGUAGUAGUUUCUGACUUUUAAAUGGACUUUUGCAUUACCAUUAACGGCAUUUAUGUUUUGCCAAUUUGGAUUGUACCCCUUAACAGAAGAAGAGGUGUCCAACGAGAGGAAAAGAAAAGGAUUUGUCCUUUUUAAUUCACAGGUCUACGACUCUACUCUCCCAAAGGAUUCUUAUCUUGGGAAGACAAAACAUCAUGGAUUUGA